AUGAAGACCUCAGCAGCCCUCCUCCCCCUCGCCGCUGUCCUCGCUGGCGCGGUCGAUAUGGCGUCCUACCAGCCCGCCGCGGGCGUCGAGGUGGGCUUCGGCGACUUCCUCAAGGAGUUCUACACCACCAUGGAGAAUAAGUCCGCGACCGACACCUUUACCGAUUUCUGGCCCGCCGACGACCUCGGCGACUUCUUCUACCAGGGCCACCCGUUCCCCGGGUCCAACAACAUCCUCGGCAUCAAGCAGGCGCUGCUCCCGCAGAGGGGGGACAUGGUCCUGUGGGACCUGGUCCGCAACGCCUCCGUCGUCUCCGACUCGGUGGGCGAGAAGACGUAUCAAGUCGAGAUUGUGAUCCAGACAUCAUACCCCACAGGAAACUGCUCGCAGGCAUAUGGCGAUGCGACGUUUACAAUGCUCAAGGAUCAGCACGGCUUUCCGAAACUGAUACCGCACUCCGGCAGCUUGAGUCAGUACAACCUGACUGUCUCGACAACGGGAUCGCCCACAUGCAUUCUGAAUUGA
This is a messenger RNA of Colletotrichum graminicola M1.001, 525 nucleotides long. RefSeq lists its product as uncharacterized. NCBI's taxonomy places the organism in Eukaryota, Fungi, Ascomycota, Sordariomycetes, Glomerellales, Glomerellaceae. The coding region runs from base 1 to 525 and encodes 174 amino acids. The transcript is spliced from 2 exons. The record is from RefSeq and is a predicted model, not a curated record.